Messenger RNA from Nymphaea colorata (pocket water lily), 943 nucleotides. Its product is annotated as basic leucine zipper 63-like. Gene Ontology annotation, molecular function: DNA-binding transcription factor activity. Gene Ontology annotation, biological process: regulation of DNA-templated transcription. NCBI's taxonomy places the organism in Eukaryota, Viridiplantae, Streptophyta, Magnoliopsida, Nymphaeales, Nymphaeaceae. The transcript has a single exon. The record is from RefSeq and is a predicted model, not a curated record. The coding region runs from base 148 to 735 and encodes 195 amino acids.
UCCUCACUUCUUCUUUCCACCUCUUUUUCUCUCAAGGAAACAACUGCAUCCUUCUGCAAACUCAAGGCCUUCCACUACCUCCCACACCUCAACCCACAAUUUCUCUCCUCUCUGCGACCUCGCCUGAAGGCUACAACCCUACCUGAUAUGGAUGAAGUUGCAACAAUUGCUUAUUCACCGGCCGCCUUCUUCAGCGGACUCCAGGCUGAUAUUGCUGCUACAAAGACCAUUUCCUCAGGCCAAUUCAGCCCUGGAAGCUUCUCCAUGCCUUACUUGUCUUCAAGCUUCCAAGUUCACUCCCCAAUCCAGGACUUCGCCACGCAGGCCUGUUCUUGGAGCAGUUCAGCUUCAGACGAGGCCGACGAGCAGCAGAACAUGAUCAACGACAGGAAGCAGAGGCGGAUGCUCUCGAACAGAGAGUCUGCGCGCCGGUCCCGCAUGCGGAAACAGAGGCUCCUUGAUGAGCUCUGGUCACAGGUGGUGCACCUCCGGUCCGAGAACCGCGAACUCAUUGAGAGACUUAAUUCUUUAUCUGAUCAACAUGAACAGAUCAUGAGGGAGAACCACUGCCUCAGAAAAAAGGCUUCCGAUCUUCAACAGAAGCUCAGUGAUCUGCAUUUAGAUCCUUCUGAUGUUCACCCCGAUCAUGAAGAGGUGCCCUGCAACGCAGCCUACCUCCGAGCAGAGAUGGCCAAUCAGCACCCUGUUACUGCGUCCGUUGAUCUGCUACACUGAUGAAACAUCCUCUUCUCUUUCUGUUUCAUCCUUUUUUUCUUUUUUCUUUCUUUUCCUUUUUUUCUUCUUCUUUUCUUUUCUGCCGUACGUGACUGUUAUCGAUCCCUGAGGAAGCUACCUAGGCUUCUUACAUUUUGAUCCGCUUAUCUGUAUGAAUAGAUUAAGCAGCCAAUAAAUAAAAAUUUUGUUUGUUUCACUUUCUUAUUGA